AAUCAACCAGCUUAGAUUAUCCAUCUAACAUCGGUACCACCACGAAACCGUGCGACGAAUUAAUCCGGCGGCGAUAUGUAUGUCUUAGAAAUUAAAUGUGACGAAAUUUAGUGCCGGAACCUCCAAAAAAGUAUGCUAUUUUGAGAGGUGAUCGACAACAAGAUGCCUGGCGGGAGGAGGGGAUUGGUUGCCCCCCAGAACACGUUUCUGGAAAACAUUAUCAGAAGAUCCAACUCGCAACCGGACAGCAGUUUCCUGUUGGCCAACGCACAGAUCGUGGACUAUCCGAUAGUCUAUUGCAACGAAUCGUUCUGCAAGAUCUCUGGCUACAACAGGGCGGAAGUGAUGCAAAAGUCGUGCCGUUGCUCAUUCAUGUUCGGCGAACUGACCGACAAGGAAACCAUCGGCAGGGUUGAUCAGGUCCUCGAGCAGCAGCUUUACGACCAAUUCGAAAUAUUACUUUACAAGAAAAACAAGACCCCGCUAUGGCUGCUGCUGCAGAUCUCGCCGAUCAAGAACGAACGCGACUUAGUCGUCCUGUUCCUGCUCACGUUCAGGGACAUCACGGCCUUGAAGCAACCGAUAGAGACGGACGAUGCGAAGGGAGGAUUAUCAAAGUUUGCGAAGCUGGCCAGGUCGGUGACAAGAAGUCGAUCUGUUUUGGUGUCUCAGUUCUCGUCUCAUCUGCCGAACCUGAAGGACACGACGAAACAGUCCCAUUUAGUUCAAAUGAUGAGUCUGAAUGCGGAUAUAAUGCCACAGUAUCGACAAGAAGCACCGAAAACCCCACCACACAUUCUACUUCACUAUUGCGCCUUCAAAGCAAUAUGGGAUUGGAUAAUAUUAUGUUUAACUUUUUAUACGGCAAUAAUGGUUCCUUACAACGUAGCGUUCAAAAACAAGACUUCUGAGGACGUAUCUCUUCUGGUUGUGGACUCGAUAGUAGACGUAAUUUUUUUUAUAGAUAUAGUUUUAAACUUCCAUACAACGUUCGUGGGACCCGGCGGCGAAGUAGUCUCCGAUCCGAAGGUGAUAAGGAUGAACUAUUUGAAAAGCUGGUUCAUCAUUGAUCUGCUAAGCUGUUUACCAUACGAUGUGUUCAAUGCGUUCGACCACGAUGAAGAUGGUAUCGGUAGCUUGUUCAGCGCCUUAAAGGUUGUGCGCCUUUUGCGUCUGGGCCGAGUUGUCCGCAAACUGGACCGUUAUCUGGAAUACGGGGCUGCGAUGCUCAUACUUCUUCUUUGUUUCUACAUGCUGGUUGCUCAUUGGCUCGCGUGCAUCUGGUAUUCCAUAGGACGUUCGGACGCCGACAACGGUGUGCAGUACAGUUGGUUGUGGAAGCUGGCUAACAUCACUCAAAAUCCGUAUUCGUACGUGUGGCCGAACGACUCGAGCACGCCGGAAUUGAUAAAUGGACCGUCGAGGAAGACGAUGUACGUGACGGCGUUGUAUUUCACGAUGACGUGUAUGACUUCAGUGGGGUUUGGAAACGUCGCCGCCGAGACGGAUAACGAGAGGAUUUUUACCAUCUGCAUGAUGAUUAUCGCUGCACUUUUAUACGCAACGAUUUUCGGCCACGUGACAACCAUUAUUCAGCAGAUGACGUCCGCCACUGCCAAAUACCACGAUAUGCUUAACAACGUGAGGGAAUUUAUGAAACUGCACGAGGUCCCGAAGGCACUGUCGGAACGGGUAAUGGAUUAUGUGGUCUCCACAUGGGCAAUGACGAAAGGUCUGGAUCAAGACAAGGUGCUGAACUUCUGCCCCAAAGACAUGAAGGCGGACAUCUGCGUCCAUUUGAACAGGAAAGUGUUCAACGAGCAUCCCGCCUUCAGACUGGCGUCGGACGGUUGCCUGCGGGCCCUCGCCAUGCACUUCACCAUGUCGCAUUCCGCCCCCGGCGACCUGCUCUACCACACCGGCGAGUCGAUCGAUUCCCUCUGCUUCAUUGUCACCGGUUCCCUUGAAGUCAUUCAGGACGACGAAGUCGUUGCCAUCUUGGGAAAGGGCGACGUGUUCGGCGACUCGUUCUGGAAGGACAAUGCGGUCGGCCAGUCGGCCGCCAACGUCCGGGCUUUAACAUAUUGUGAUCUACACACGAUUAAACGUGACAAACUCUUAGAGGUUUUAGAUUUUUAUCAAGCAUUUGCAAACAGUUUCGCCAGGAAUUUGAUACUGACCUACAACCUCCGUCACCGGCUGAUAUUCAGGAAGGUGGCGGACGUGAAGCGCGAACGCGAACUGGCCGAGAGGAGGAAAAACGAACCCCAACUGGACCAGAACCAGGACCAUCUGGUGCGGAAAAUAUUUAGUAAGUUCCGCAGGGAUCGGUCGCAGCACACGCAGCUGACCGUUCAGCCGCCGGACGUGGAGAAGGGCAGCGAAGGAGGCGAAGGAGGAGACAAAGCAAUUUCAAGGGUCCUUUCAACAACGAAAUUGUCCUCAGUAGCAGAAAAGGACGACAGUAGCAACACUGGAGUAAAAACUACCGUAGCACGACCAAGCAGCAUGCGUGGCAGCAAAUGGGGCCGACUGUUGGGCUCAGCUAGUUUGGAUUCAAGUUCGGAAGCCUCGGGAGCGAACCCACAAACCUUCCAAAGGAGCCAGAGCGCCAAAGAUCCAAAGGACAGGCCUAGUUCUUCGUCCUCCGGCAGUUCCAUGAGCCAAUCCACAAGCGGGUCUGGAAACAAGAUCUUCCCGAAGUUGCAGAAGGUUUCCACCACAAGUAGUCCAGGCAUAAUACGCCAGGACACAAUCGAUGAAAUGGGUGAAGUGGAAUCGAAUCACGGUGGCGGUCGAAAUUUGUCACUGAGAAAAAUGCAAAGUUACGAUUGCGGCCUAAGAGAUCCUUCGACCGCCUCCAUGUAUCAACCGGCCCUUCCACCAGAAACGACGUCAGCAGUCACACCUGCCGAAUACAAGGAGAUCAUCACCAAUCUGAUGGACUUCAAAGUGGACGUCAAGCUGGAGAUCCAAAAGCUUAACCAGAAGUUCAACAAAAUGGAGGACAUGAUGGCCGAGCUGCUCAAGAGACUAACCCCCGACCCAGGAUCGAAUGCGCAGUCGCCGGACUCGGAAGGACGCGGCGGCGGCACCGGUAAACCCCCGAACCCCGAGAGGCCGACGGAACUGAUACCCCGGACGUCCGAGGGCACCGGCCUCGGCGCCACCAUUCUCAAGAAGCGUCGUUCUAAGACGCGCAUGAAAACGAUAGCACCCCAGGCGCCGGCGACGCCUAACGGCGCCCCAGUUAAGGCGACGACGCCCGACAGCCAAGCCGCCAGUCCCACCGAGACGACGAAAAUGCUCGACGACACGGCCUCGACACCGUCCUCACGCAAACCCAAGGACUUCUAUUAAUGACAAUUAUAAAAGUAGUACGGUCGAAUUUUAUGUGGUACAUGUUUCGAUGUAAAUGUAUGUAUUGUUGAAAAAACUUCAAGUUUUUCCCUUAAGAUUCUAAGCUACGUCUCUUAAACUUGCACUACUACUAGACAUCCAAAACUGUAUGUCAAUUAUAAAUUAAUGCUAGAUUUCCUCCAUUUUACUAUUAUGACUUUUUCUUGCUGUGACUAGAUGUCCUUACAGUAACUUCGAAGCUCAUUUCGUGAUUCUUGAUAUAUUGACAUUAUUAAGGUUUUUCUGUCCUACAUUUAUACAACUUUAUGAUAUUUCCAAUUUCAGUUACCUUAAUAAUGAAACAUGCGUUUUAUGGUGCUACAAAAUUUGCUAAACAAUCACUUUAUACUGUAAAAAUAAACUAAUUUAUUAAAAAAUCUUUUUUUUAAUAUAUUCAAAAAACUGUUGUUUUACCAACGCUUCUAAUUUAGGCUGUGAUACGCUUUUAGACAUAUAACUUUUAGAAAUUUAAAUUUAGUAUUUCUAUUAAAUCUAAAUUAUAGUCAUACUGUGUAGCCUUAAAUUACAUUUAAUUUAAAUUAAAGCUAUUGAGUGCUUAAAAAAAUUAUUGUUCGCGUAAGUCUCUAUUUGACUGAGAUUGAGUUUGCAUUAGACAACGAAGAGACAAAGCAUAAAAAUUUAUGUAGUUGAACAUGACUACAUGACCUAUUUCAAAACUCGUUCAACAUAAAUUUCACUUUUUAAUAGUAACAUCUAAUUAUUUGCCUCCAAACACAAUUCCUAAAUUCUUCGUAAUUCGACCGUACUACAUUAAACUAGUUGAGUUAGUACAAUAGCUAGGCAUCUUUAAUAUUGUAGCGUUUCUUAUGAACAGCUAAUUUUUAGCAGGAUUUGAACCUUGACAAGGUAAAUUAUGCAAUAACGUUCACAUCCGCAUCAGUUGGAACAGUUUACGAACAUUACUGAAAACAUUCUUCACUUUCCUAUCACACCGUCAUUGAUUGAAUUGGUAUGGUGUUUGGUGACAGAUAACGAUGUGAAUCAAUAGUAUUAUUUAUCAAAUUGAACGAGCAAUUUCCAACGUUUAAAACGUAAUUUAAACACAGAAUUUAGAAAAUUUAAAAUUAUUAUAAUAUUAAAAAAUUACGACAUUUGUAUCCGUCUUCAUAGUUAAUUUUACAUAGAUACUCGAAACGUUUAUUGCAAUGUUUAGAAGUCUUCCAUAUUUAAUUUCAACAGAAAUAAAUGCAUUGUUUAUAUUAUGGCAUUCAUAAAAGCAUUUAUGCUAUGAAGAUGGAAUCGAUUUGUUUAAAUGCACAUUUAGAUAUUUACAAUAGUUUUAAUUGGCUUAAAAUUAUUGUAAAACCCGUUGGAAAUACGAGCUGGUACAAAAUUUAGUUAAUAUCUAUAUUUUAAUAUAAGUAUAUCCACUAAAUCUUAUGACUUUUAUAUUAAUGCUUCAAAGACAGCAACUUUUCUUUAAUGCAAGAAUAUUAUUCUUAGAUUUUGAUAAAAGUAGAAAAAUUAAUAAAUAAUCAGAAUUAAAAUAUUUAACAUUCUUGCAAGUGCCAUAAGAGUCAUGUUAAAUAAUUCAUUAUUUGAAAAUAAACUGUAUAUAAAAACAAGAUUUUAUAUAUCUAUACACUACAGUUUAAGUUUACAAAUUUCUAUCUUCUAGAAACAAACGUGGCGAUAGAAAUCCUAAAGAGUAACAAUUUAAUAAUCGUAAAAAAUGUAUUUUCUGUCUGAUAUUAUAAAAAAAAGAAGAAAAAAAAUGAAGAAAACACAUAAACUAGCAGUAAAAGGGAUAGUUGAUUGAUGUUCUUGGAUUUCUAUUGGACGUGAUACCUUAAAGAGACACAAAAAAGAGAAAGAUAUAUAUGUAUAUGAAAAUGCUGCUUAAUAAAAAAUUGUGAAGAUGUUUUGUGUGCCCUUCGCUGUUUGAAUAUGGCCUCUAUAGGAAAAAACACAUAUAGCUAUAUAUUUAAUCAUAAACACAUAAAGUACCCAGCACCACCAAAAAUAUGUACAUCAAGAAAAAAUCAAAGAAAAUGUUAGUUGUAUAAAUAUGUUAUUUAACCAGCACAUAGAGGUAUAUUUUCGAAAUUCGUUGCGAGAUUCUUACGAACUGUUAAAACUUUUAUAGAAUUUAUUCAUCUGUUAUUAAGACGACGCAUAUCGAAAACAAUAUUUAUAAUUUUGUUCUUACACAGUUUUGGAACGUUUGUUAUUUCUAUUAAAUUUGUUAAAAAUAUAUUUAUUUGAGCCUUCUCCUACAUAUAUAAAAUUUAAUCAAAGCUUCUUGUACCCCGCUUUAAAGUUUUUUAUUAAAUACACAGUGGAAAGAAUGUUAAUUAUUCACUUUAUAUCUUGACAGGAAGUACAAGCUAGGACCAAGAAUUGUUGAGCCAAAUGCUGCUGGUAAAAUAAAAUAUGCAAAAAAAUAGUUGUUGAAAUAGAAUAACGUACAUGUCCAAAAAAAUCUAUUUCCUAAGGUUCGUUAAGUUUUCAGCCUGUCACAUUGUUUAUCUAGUUAUUUAGUGAAUUCAUAUUUUAUAUUAAGCAAUAAUUAUACAUUGUAUAUAAUUUUUCAUGUGAUAUAAAUUCUUAAUAAUGUACCUAUAUGAUUAUACAACUGUAUUAUUAACUUUAUUGUACAUAUAAUGAUUUUAAUAUUAAUAUUUCUUUUGAUUAAUAAAGCUUUAAAAAAGACUCUU
Aethina tumida (small hive beetle) is the source of this 6077-nucleotide messenger RNA. It is a transcript of the gene eag, whose product is annotated as potassium voltage-gated channel protein eag-like. Gene Ontology annotation, cellular component: membrane. NCBI's taxonomy places the organism in Eukaryota, Metazoa, Arthropoda, Insecta, Coleoptera, Nitidulidae. Gene Ontology annotation, molecular function: voltage-gated potassium channel activity. The coding region runs from base 163 to 3360 and encodes 1065 amino acids. The transcript is spliced from 14 exons. The record is from RefSeq and is a predicted model, not a curated record. Gene Ontology annotation, biological process: potassium ion transmembrane transport; regulation of membrane potential.